UUUCGGCCUUACGCUCCACUCAGCGCACGAUGUGUCACUCUCGCAGCUCCCUGCCCACCAUGACUGUCCUACGGGCCCCGACCCCGGUCCCUUCCAGCCCGGGACCCCGGCGGGGCUCUGGUCCUGAGAUCUUCACCUUCGACCCUCUCCCGGAGCCCGCACGGGCCCCCGCCGCGCGCCCCAUUGCCUCUCGUGGGCACCGAAAACGCAGCCGUAGGGUUCUGUACCCUCGAGUGGUUCGGCGCCAGUUACCAGUAGAGGAACCGAACCCUGCCAAAAGGCUCCUCUUUCUCCUGCUCACCAUCAUCUUCUGCCAGAUCCUGAUGGCUGAAGAAGGUGCGCCCGCGCCCCUGGCCCCGGAGGACGCAUCCAGCGCGGUGUCCCCGGCGUCCACCUCUGAAUCUCCGGUCCUCGAGCCUCUUAACUUGACCUCGGAGCCUUCGGACUACGCUCUGGACCUCAGUACUUUUCUCCAGCAACACCCAGCCGCCUUCUAACCGUGACUUCCCAUACCCCUAAAAAGAAUCCUAAAAACCAAAGAAACACCAGGCGUACCUGGUGCGCGAGACCGUAUCCCAAACUGGGACUUCAGAGGCAACUCCAACUCAACACUACAGCGGAAAUGCCCGCCGGUGCUUGGAGCGAGACCGCUGCGCGCCGAGACCCAAGCAACAGACACGCCCGGGUUAGGCCCAGUGGGAAGGAGAGCGUCGUUAACUUAUUUCUCAUUGCUCCUAAUUAAUAUUUAUAUGUAUUUAUGUAUGUCCUCCUGGGUGACGGAGGGGUGUACGUAAUAUUUAUUUUAACUUAUGCAAGGGUGCGAAGAUGUUCCUCCCUGCUAUAAUUGCAAAUGGUAUUUAUUGAGCUUUAAGGAACUGGUGGAGGCAGAGCGCCUGGAACUGGGGCUGAGUAGAAGUGGGGAGGUUCGAGGUGGGGGAGGACGCCCAGGGUGGGAGUCAAGUCUGGUGGCGGGUCAUAGGUUUAGGGAGGGACACUUCUGUCCUCCAGCAGACUCCAUGGGUCUGCUGUGUGAGGAUUCUCUGGAACAUUGGGAAUAAGUUCCUGGCCUUUGACCUCCUCAAAGUUGCCUCUUGAGGGGAGGCUGCGGGUUUGGGACUUGGUGGGCUGUCACGGGGCGGCUGUAUCGGUCCCCUGGUAUGUUCUGUGAACACAAAUAAAUUCGAUUUACUGUCAGCA
Otolemur garnettii (small-eared galago) is the source of this 1197-nucleotide messenger RNA. RefSeq names its product immediate early response 3 (gene IER3). Gene Ontology annotation, biological process: DNA damage response; negative regulation of apoptotic process. Gene Ontology annotation, cellular component: nucleus. The transcript has 2 exons. The coding region runs from base 30 to 497 and encodes 155 amino acids. Lineage: Eukaryota; Metazoa; Chordata; Mammalia; Primates; Galagidae. The record is from RefSeq and is a predicted model, not a curated record.